This is a messenger RNA of Rhodofomes roseus, 1805 nucleotides long. RefSeq lists its product as uncharacterized. The transcript has 2 exons. NCBI's taxonomy places the organism in Eukaryota, Fungi, Basidiomycota, Agaricomycetes, Polyporales, Fomitopsidaceae. The record is from RefSeq and is a predicted model, not a curated record. Bases 247 to 1605 code for a protein of 452 amino acids.
GCAGGUGGUAUUUGGUAGCCGGCGGGGGCUGGAAGGCGCUGGGCGGGACGGGGCAUGUGUGCAGCAGGCGGCCGAGAAAGGAAAGGAAGGUGACCGCAACACUCUAGCUCGCUUCCCGGACACAAGCUCCUGUGACCAGCCCAAGACCAGCCCGGCCAUCUGCACAUAUGGCUCCUCAACUGAUCCACCCCGCCCUCCCCUUCUCUUUUUCUACGCCCCCUCUGUCCUCCCAGCCCCGCCUCCGCCAUGUCCCUCUCCUCCCCCGAAUCCCUAGCCUCGCCCGCCACCCCGCCCGCCCUGGCGGCGGCCCACGAAGUCUCAGUUAUUGCCAGCGAGAGUGCCAUCGAGGACAGCCCCGUAUGUGUCGGCCAGCGCGUCCGCUUCGAGGCGGACUGCAUCCUCAUCCCAGACCCGAGCCCCGUCUCGCGCAUGCCCCGCCUGGUGACCAAGUCGUACGCCGUCCCCCUCUGGCGCAAACGCAACCAGAGCCAGGAGCCGUCCGCCAUCUCAGACUCGGAGACGGACGUGCGCGACGACGAACACGUCGUUUUCAAAGUCUCCGUUCCAAGUAUCGCGAUCAGGACGCGCUCUCCGUCGCGUUCUGAGUUCGUGCAUCGACCCCUGGUUCCCUGCCUCGUACACCAUCACCAUCAUCCGUCUUACCCGUCGGACUCGCCAUCUACGUCUGUCUACACGCCGCGCAGACCUUUCCGCGCCGCAUCUGUACCAUCCUCACCUCGCCCGAUCCCGAGCGCCCAGAUCGUCACCAUCCCGCUCCGCCCUUGCUGCCCGGACUGCGUUCACUCUAUGGAUGCAUGCCUCCGCCAGGGCGCGCACUGGCAGGAGAAGUUCACGCGCGGUGCACUCCACCUCCAGAGGCGUGCAUCCAGCUCGGACGCGAGGAGCGACUUCAGUGCACAUCGCAGGCUCUACGACACUCUGCCUGGGUUCGACUCUGUCGUUGGUAGCUUGGCCGUGGACGAGGUGGACAAGAUCGGUAAGGAGAGGGGUGCGCGCCGCCUGCCAGCGGUACCUUUGGCGGAGAUGAACGUCGAAGAAGGUGUUGACGGUGGGCUGCUGCCUAGUCUGUCAAGAAACGCGUCUACAUCAAGGUUGCCUGACACUAUUGGACGGCGCCCCGCCAAGGCGCCGUUCCACGCGAAGGCGACCUCAGACUCGGAACGGCCGUUCUUCGAGUUGCCAGACUUCUCUCCGGUCGAUGAAAAGUUCGCAUCUUCCUUGGUCGCGCCAGGUCUCCGCGGUAGAUCUGUGGAGGCGCUGGGAUCCCCUGCGCUCACCUCUGUUCACGAACGACAAGAGCCGUCGAUAUACGCACGGUUUCGGACGGACGGACCUAUCGCAAGGGGAUUGUCUUCGAGUCCCGAGCCGCUGCCACAAAGCAUACCGGAACCUAUUCAGACGUCCCUCUCGCCUCAGCCGCCUUACGACGAAGUGUAUCGUGGACCCUCGAGGAGCCAGCGUCGCCCGUCGCAAACUCAGCGACGGCCUCACCUCCAUCUCCCUGCCCCGUCCUCGUUCUUGAAGGUCGGCGCUGAGAUGCUGAGAGGCGUGACGAUGAGUGCGGGGACGCCGUUGUCUGUGUAAGCAUGAGGCUGUACCACGUCUGCCGUACGUUGGCCCUUCGGUGUUCCUCCGCGAUGCCCGCCCUCCCCCAUUCCUUCCUCGCAUCUAUCUAUCAUCGUCAAAUUCUCGCAUCUUCUGUACCAUCAUCAUCAACAAGCAGGAACGGGUUUGAAUAAGCUCAACGCAUGGCUGCAUUCUUCGUUUGACUGGCGUGUGUUCCC